UUUCGCGUCGCAGUUUAUAUGUAACGGUAAUGUAAAACUCUGUCGUUGUUAUUCUCAUGGUUUCUUUUAGUGGCGGGUCAUUAUAAAAUGUUUCCAGAAAGAGGAAGCUUGACUUUUCUCACUUGGGUUUUGAUCGUGACGCUGACAUGUGAAGCGAGAGGUCCUCCAUGGGUGAGUCGCCAGGUAGAGGACAGACAGACAGCAAAACUGGGCCGCACGAUUCGGCUACCAUGCCCGGUGGAGGGUGACCCCCCUCCACUGGUCCUGUGGGUGAAGGAUGGGCGGAACGUGAAUCCGGGCUGGAGCCGCUACAAGGUUCUAAAGAAGAGUCUGAAGAUCAAAGAAGUGGAACUGGAGGAUGCCGGCAUGUACAUCUGCCGCGUCACCAAUGGAUUUGGCAGCCUCGCCCUCAACUUCACACUCAUUGUAAUUGAUGAUGCAGCUGUGACUCAGAACCAGCCUCCACCAGACGCAGCAGAACCUAACACAGAUCUCACCCUGCCGGACCCCACCAGAGAGCCAUGGGUGAAGCCACACUUCACACAGCUCACAAAGAUGCGCAGGCGUGUGCUAGAGCAGCCUGUUGGCAGCUCGGUGCGUCUCAAAUGUCUGGCCAGUGGCAAUCCAACACCAGUCAUUUCAUGGUGGAAAGACCAGAGCCAGCUGCCCAGCUCUCACAAGAGUAAACGCCCAGAGUGGACACUGACUCUGAAGAACCUGCAGCCUCAGGACAGUGCCAAAUACACCUGUCUAGUCUCCAAUGCAGCUGGCCUUAUCAAUGCCACAUACAAAGUGGAUGUAAUUGAGCGUACCAACUCCAAACCCAUUCUGACAGGUACCCAUCCUGUCAACACAACUGUGGAGUUCGGUGGAACAGCUUCCUUUCAGUGUAAGGUCCACAGUGAUGUGAAGCCAGUAAUACAGUGGCUGAAGCAAGUUGACCAAGGCACAGAGGGGCGCUAUAACUCCACACUGGAGAUAGGAGGCCAGCACUUUGUGGUUCUGCCCACUGGGGAUGCAUGGUCCAGACCUGACGGUUCGUACCUCAACAAGCUGGCCAUCAUCAAGGCACGUGACGAGGAUGCUGGAAUGUACAUCUGUCUGGGGGCUAAUACCAUGGGCUACAACUAUCGCAUUGCCUACCUCACUGUUCUCUCAGAUCCCAAGUUGGAUAAGGACAUCAUUCUCCGCCACAUCAGCCCUGGUCUUCCCUGGCCGCUGAUCAUUGGGAUCCCUGCUGCUGCUCUGCUCAUGGUAGGAGCCAUCGUGCUCUGGUUGUGCCACAGCCGCAGACGCCAGAGUCGUUUGCCUCCCCGACCGACAACCUAUCGAGAGCACCACAUAUCAGACAAGGAGCCCAGCUCCACCAACAGCACCAACCCUGACCUGUCCAACCAGAGACUAAUGGGAAUGGGGCGCCCAGCUCUCAGCGGUCCACCAAAGAUUUAUACCAAGGUCUACACAGACAUGCACACUCACACCCACACACACUCCCAUGCACACAUGGAGGGAAAAGUACACCAACAUUUCCAUUACCAGUGUUAACAGGUGACCAUCAGGUUACCGAUGCUGCUGCCUCAUUUCUCAUGAGUUAAGGGCCACUGCUCGGGGACCACAAGCGUACUGUUCUGAUGGAGCCUAUUUACCUUGAAAUGUCUCAGGUCAAGGACUGUCUCACACUCCGUAGAGCUCCAGUGGACCUCAGUUUCCCUUUAGGUUCUUCUGAGUUCAAACUUAAGUAACACUGAAUAAAGGCAACCCAAGCAAGUGCUUACAGUCCAAGAACAAUACUUGGACCUUUUUUUCUAUUCAAAAGCCAAGCAUUACACAGGAAGUAGAGCAGAGAUAUUUUAUGUUUGGAGAAACUGUGAUGAUAUGUGUUGAUGUGUUCUGAACAGUAAUGUCAGGAAAUUAGCAAAGAUGUGGUGUUUUCUUUUUCUUGUUUUUGUUUUGCAACAUUAUAUUGUAAAGAAAUGAUGCAAGGAAAUGUCAGGGAAAAUAGAUGGAUGACUAAAUGGAAAGGGGGUAAGGGCUUCUGUUGUGUUACCAUUAAAAGGUGCUUUGUGUGUAUGUAUGUAUGUAUGUAUUCAGCUCAGCUUUCUGAUGAUUGCAGUAUUUUGUAACAUUAUCAAUGUCAAUGCAGUCUCACUGUUUGCUAAUUACAGUCGAAGAAAGUAUCUUAUUUCAAACACAUUGUGUAUCAUUUCAAAUUACAGAUGAGCUGUAAACAUGGCAUUUUUGUUGGAUGAUAAUAUAUUUUAAGACUCAACAAAAGCUAGUCAGCAGGUCUUUAGAAACCUCCUGUGAGCCGAUAUAUAAAUCUCAUUAAAAUCUAUAAAUGUGACGACAUGUUUAUCUGAGAUACUGCAUGCUGCGAUUUGUACUUUGGUGCUCAUGUAAGUGUAUAUUAAUAACAUUUUUGUAAGAAA
Carassius auratus (goldfish) is the source of this 2429-nucleotide messenger RNA. Its product is annotated as fibroblast growth factor receptor-like 1. The transcript has 6 exons. NCBI's taxonomy places the organism in Eukaryota, Metazoa, Chordata, Actinopteri, Cypriniformes, Cyprinidae. The coding region runs from base 88 to 1545 and encodes 485 amino acids. The record is from RefSeq and is a predicted model, not a curated record. Gene Ontology annotation, molecular function: fibroblast growth factor binding; fibroblast growth factor receptor activity. Gene Ontology annotation, cellular component: plasma membrane.